AUGGGGCGCAUGCCCCGAGUGUUUCAGAGAGAGGCUGCUGGUGGCCCCUCAGUGGUGACCAGCCACGUGGGUGGUGACGCUGCUCUGCCGUGCCACCUCCGGCACGUCACGCAAGACUCAUGGGCCGUGUCCGUAUCGUGGUUCAAGCGCGGCCUCUCGGGACCCGUCUACACGAUCGACAUGGGUUCGGGAAACUUCCUGCAGGCCAGGCACCGGCCAGCGCACCUGUGGGCUGGACGCGCCUAUUUCUCUUCGGCCGACGAGCCGGCGCUCCUCAUGGUCGGAGACGUGGCUGCGACCGACGCCGGACUGUACGUCUGCUCGGCGUUGUUCCCCGACGGGGGCGAGCGUAAUUCCACCGUCCACUUCGUCGUAGUCGUUCCACCGGAGACGCCCGUCAUCAGGGACAGGUUUGGCAACAAGUUGGGAAAGGUGGCCGGUCCUUAUCGAGAAGGCGAAUCACUGACGCUCACAUGCGAAGUCAGUGGCGGCGUGCCAGAACCGACGGUGACGUGGUGGCGGAACAACACAAAGCAGCUUCACCACACAGUCGACCGCUCGUCCCACGGGGUCACCCGAUCGACAAUGGAGCUGCCGCAAUUGCACCGGCACGACCUCAACGUGUCGUUUGUGUGCAAGGCGUCCAACCACAAUGAAACCUACGUGGUCACAAACAGCGUCAUGAUCGACCUGUACCGUAAGCUGAAGCCAUCCAUGGUGCGCAUUCGUUCCAAGCAGCGCCCUUUGGCUGCCGGCCUGCCGGCAGAAAUUGAGUGCGAAGCUGCCGGCUCCCGUCCUGCACCUGUGAUCACAUGGUGGAGUGGGAAGGCCAAGAUAUCCGCCGACAAUGUCAAGAUGAUGCCCAUUGGAAACCGAGUUUUUCGGUGGUCACGUACACACCCAGAAGAGAGGACAACGGAAAACGACUCCGAUGCGUCGCCGAAAACCCCGGUAUUGCAUGGAAGUUUCCUCGAAGCAUCGUACAGCCUCGACGUGCAUUACAAGCCUAUUGUAACUCUUCAACUGGGAAAGCGACUGCGGCUCGAAGAGAUCUUCGAGGGCCAAGACGUGUACUUGGAGUGCAGCAUCGACGCAAAUCCGCGUGUGAGCGAGGUUGUGUGGCGCUUCGAAGACAGCCACGAGGUCCACUCGAACCCAGCAGCCAAGGUGAUCACGAGCAACCAGUCGCUCGUCUUCCAGGCUAUCCAACGCCUGAACGCCGGGCGCUACACUUGCGUCGCCACCAACAGCGAAGGCGAGUCGGUCAGCAACGAGCUCCAUCUAAGGGUGCAGUACUCACCAGUGUGCACCUUCCACCAGCGCAUCGUGUACCCGGCUGCAGCGCACGAGAUGCUGCAAGUUUCGUGUGACGUAGACGCGCACCCAUCGGCCGUCAGCUUCCAGUGGGCCUUCAACGGCAGCCUACGCCGUCAUGAGCUUCAGAGCUUCGUGUCCGAGGGCAGCCACAGCGUGGUGUCCUACGUGCCGCGUGAUAGAUCAGACUAUGGCACACUCCUGUGCUGGGCCACGAACAAGAUUGGUCGGCAGAAGGAGCCCUGCCGCUUCCAGAUCGUGCCAAUGGGUCCGCCCAAGGCUCCCUACAACUGCACGCUAAGCAACCAGACGGAGGACGCAUUCCUGGCGGAGUGCCUGGAAGACCCUAGCGAUGGUGGUGGACUGCGCCAGCUGUACAGCCUCGAAGUGCACGACAUCUCUUGCCGCCGGCUGCUGGCCAACCUGAGCGCAGAGAGGCCCGCCUUCUGGGUACAGGAUGUGCCCGCGGGCCUGAACUACGUGCUCGUGCUGUACGCCGUCAACGAGAUGGGACGCUCGGAGCCAGUGCUUCUGCGCGCCGAGACCCCCGACCGCUACUGGGAUGGCACAUUGCAUCACGCUGGUGACUGGAGCAGCUGCGAGCCAAGCAACUCACUCGUUGUCAUCCUGAUCAGUGGCACGUUCUCUGCCAUUUUCUUCCUCUUGUUGUUCGUAAUUCUUGCUCGCUGCCGGGCGAAGAAGCAGCGGUUAAAAGCCAGCACUGAGUUGCAGCACUCCGGUGUUGUCAAGCACCCGGAGGACGAAACUCAGAGUUCUUGGGAGCAUGCAAGUUCAAGGACUUAG
Messenger RNA from Dermacentor silvarum, 2118 nucleotides. Its product is annotated as hemicentin-2. Gene Ontology annotation, molecular function: protein binding. NCBI's taxonomy places the organism in Eukaryota, Metazoa, Arthropoda, Arachnida, Ixodida, Ixodidae. The record is from RefSeq and is a predicted model, not a curated record. The transcript is spliced from 11 exons. Bases 1 to 2118 code for a protein of 705 amino acids.